Messenger RNA from Prorocentrum cordatum, 4382 nucleotides. NCBI's taxonomy places the organism in Eukaryota, Dinophyceae, Prorocentrales, Prorocentraceae. The record is from the annotation of a GenBank genome assembly.
GGCUUCCCGACCUGCUGAAGACGGUCCGCCAAGGGGACAAGCUAUACUGUCUGUACAGCCUGGAGGACCGUCUGUUCCACGAGAGGCUUCUGUGCGGCCACGUGGACGGCUCACGGUGGGUGGUGGCGACGCCUGAUGCCGAUGUGUACGUGGAAGACUUCGCCGACGAGGAUCACGUGGAGAUCCACCGAGCUGGCCCUCGAGGGGGAGCCCCGCCUCAGCUGCGCAAGAAGAUGCUGUACCGUUUCGACCUGGACGAGCAGGCUCUGGCCGCCCUCCUGAGCGAGGGGGCGCAGCUGGCGGAGUCUGAGCGCCGCGAGGCCGGCCGCGACUCAGGGGCGGUGGCGCCCGGGGUGGUCCGCCGGCUCCGUGGGGAGCAGCACGUACUCCCGGAGAUGGCGGCCGGUGGCACGGACACGCCGCGUGGUUCCGAGGUCGACUUGGCGGCUGGCGCUUCGGAGCCGCCGCUGCCACCGCCGAGCCACGCUCCCCCGCCUCGCGCGGGCGCCGGCGGUGGGCCCCUGCCGCCAGUGCAGCUGGACGACGGCUGGGUCGCCCUGGAGUCGCGGCUGGGCUUCAGGCGGGGUUCGCCAGUGGACGUGACGUUCCCCUCCGUCUACGCCCUGGACGACCGCGCCAUGGCCUCGUUCCCGGAGGGGGUCAUCGCGCUGGGACGAGUGGGGACCCUCUCCGAGGAGGCGCCGCCCUCUCCACGGGACGCGCGGGAUGAAGUCCUGGACGAGCGCAUCCUGAGGUACCGGAGGAGCGGUACGGGCCAGCGGCGGCGCGCCUUCGCGGAGGUGGUGGCCGAGCAGCGCGAGGUGCUCAGCACUCAGGAGUGGCGCGUGCAGGGGCCCGCUACCAUCGGCUGGCUGCUUCAGGCGCAUCUGGAGCAGGGCAGCGGGCCCGUCCAGCGGCACUACUGGUGGCGUCAGAUCCUGGGGCUGGCGGCUGCCGACCCCGGGGUCGACGAGCAUUUGUUCCUGUGCGAGCUGACCGAGACGGCCUCCACGGCCGACCAGCUCAACCUCCCCGGCUGCGAGGCGUUCGAGCUGGCAGCCAGGCGAUUCCAGCUGUGGGAGGAGGUGUCCUCCGAGGCCCUGCGCCAGGUCGAGGUCUCAGGCACGGCGGGGGCCGCGGCAGACUCGGACGGCUGGCUGGACGAGCGCAGGAUCUUCCUCGGCGGCUCCCGCUCCAAGGGCCAUGCUCUCGCGGCGCCAUCCUUGGAGAAGCACGUGGCGGAGAAGAUGCAGGAGGAGAGCGCCAUCCUCAAGGAGAGGCGCAAGGGCAGAGAGGAGCGCCGCAUGGCCCGCGGCACGGGCAGCAGCGGGAGGGCCGCCACUGCGGUGGUGAUGGCGGCCUCGGCGCAAGGAGUCUCGGACACUGGCAUCGCGCGCGACGCCCUGCCCCUCCCGCUGGGCGUGACGCUCGACGAGCUGCUGCACGGCGCGGUCUGGCUGCGCGAGGGCAUCGCCGCGCUGAACGACCUCGGUGGGCGCGGGGUGGAUGCCCCCGCGGGGGCCCCUGCGGCCUGCCAGGUCGCCGCCGUGCGGCGCCUCGCACAGCUCUACGGCAGGGUGGAGCCGCCGCCGUCCGACCUGACUCCCCUGGGGGCGUGGCAGACGCUCCAGGCUUCGCGGAACGGCUAUGCAGACGUCAUGGCCGAAGGUGCUUCGACAACCUACAGGAAGGGGGCCAUGGCGCUCCCGCGGGCUGCGGCGGGGCGGGUGCGGCUUGCUGACGUCCUGCCGCCGCACCUGCAGUCUCUCUUGUGUGACUCGUCGCAGAUGUUACGAGAGCCUGAGGCUCGCAAUUUUGCUUUGGGUGAGGCUCCCAGGGUCUGCGCCAUGGACCCAGUUUUGCAGCGGCAUGGCUACCAGUAUGGCGAGUGCCUCUCCGAGCUGCUCUCUGCGGGCAUCAUUGAGCCUGCGGCCGAGGGCAGCAUCAUCGAGCGCGCUGGCAUCUUUUUCGUCCCAAAGAAGGACUCGUCGCUGCGGCUGAUCUUCGACACCAGAAGGUCUAAUGCCCAUUUCCAGGACCCCCCCUACACGCUGCUCGCGAGCGGGGAGGCCCUGGCGAACUUGGAGGUCGACGCUGCUGGAGGGAUUGCUGUGGCCUCUGGUGACGUCGAGUGUUGCUUCUACCAGUACGAGCUGCCGUCGUGGGCACGUGCCUUCUUCGGUCUGCCAGCGGCCCAUGCCCAUGUCCUGAGCACCAUCAGCCCGGAUGCGCCCUGGAUCGCGGACACGGCGCCCGCACCGGCGCUGGGGGCUCAGUGCGCCACCGCCAAGAUGCUGUACAUCGACAACGUCGCAGUCUUCACGUCAGGCAGCGGCGACCCCGCGCUGGAGGUGGAGCGCAUGCUGGCCGCCCUGGGCGCGCGGGGGCUUCAGGCUUCCUUUGACCGCGAUGAUGGGGACAUGCACACCCUGCUCGGCUUCGUGCUCCACAAGCCCUCGGCCACCUGGCGCCUGUCGCACAGCAAGUUUUGGCGGCUGAAGUUUAGCCUCGAUUUUGCACUGGCACCUGGGCGUCUUGUCACGGGGCGCGAGCUCGAGAGGCUGAUGGGCCACAUCACCGCGGCUGUCAUGCUGCAGCGGCACAUGCUCUCGCUCUUCCAUGCGAUCUACAAGUUUUGCAGGCGGUCGCGUGACAAGCGGCAGCCUCUCUGGUCGUCGGUGAAGCGGGAGCUCACGUGGUUCAGAGCGCUGCUUCCCUGCGUGACCGUUUCGCUGAGCCGCCCCUGGUGCGAACGGGUCACCGCCACGGACGCCUCUCCAUGGGGGUUUGGAGUCCUGACGGCGGAUUAUGCACCCAGGGACACGCUGGUCGAACAGCAGCUCCUGCACGCCACGGCGGCCGAGGUCACCGAGGAGGGCACCCUGACCCACUUUGAGGAGGUGCCGGCAUCGCGGCUCUUGGCAGACCCCUGGGCGGUCGCGGCCGCCCGUCGCUGGCGGCGGGCCGCGGCCAUCCACGUCCUGGAGGCUGAGGGGGCGCGCUGGGCUGUGCGGCGCCUUGCGCGCAACUCGCAGCUGCAUGGACAUCGGCACCUCAUCCUGGGUGACAACCUCGGGGUGGUUUGCGCGUGUGAAAAGGACAGAGCUGCACACUUUGCACUCAACGUCAUCUGUCGGGAGAUCUGCGCUAUCUCAGUCGCCUCUGGGAUGCAGCUCAGGUUCAGCCCCGCCUACGGCAACCACGCCCGCGAUGCAGCGGAGCCCAGGCCGGCGCCGACCACCCGGCGCGCCUCCGACUGGCGCGGCGGGCACGGGCCGCCAGGCCCUUCGGGCUCCCGCCGGGGCUGGACAUCCCAGGCGCCGCUGAGCGACAGGCCCGCAGAGGUCUGUUCGCGGCGGGCGCCGCUGUGUCUGCGGCGCUCGCGACUGGCGGUGCGUCGGGUGCGACGCGUCACCGUGCGUUCGUACCUGCUGGCGCUGACCAUGCGCUCGGGCUCGCCGCGGCUGCUGGCGCUGCCGGGCUGGAUCCCCGCGCAGUCGGACGGGGCGCUGGUGGACUACUCCGAGUGGGCCUUCGACCGCGGCAUGGGUCAGGAGGCGUCCUCUCGCACCCGCUGUGCCUUGGCUGGGGGCGAGCCCGCGCUGGGAAGGCCCGUUCGGCGCCUCUUUCCCCCCGCGAACGCGUCGCUGUCAGGCGGGACGCAGCGCCCGUCGGGCCACUCCCGCCAGCCGCUGCCGCGGGCGCCUGCGCGGGCGAUGGCGGCCGCGCUGGCCUCGCGGGGGAAGCCAGACUCGGGGCGGUGCGUCUUGGCGACCUUCGAGUACGACCUGGGCCCGUCGGAGACCACGACCUUGUUGGCCAUGCAGUUUCUGCCAGGCAGGUGCAGAGUGGUCAGAGGGCUGCAGCAACCCCUCCUGCUCCUGCACCCAGAGGGACUUACUACCAGCUCCUGGACGGGCGAAUUCGACUCCACAGUGGGGCUCGACCUUCAUCGACGUCACGGGAUUGGGCGCGCUGUCGCGCGGCUGCAGCUGCUUCGUCUCGGGGACGAGCUGCUGUUCGUGAGCUCGCGCCCGCAGCGCCUGGCGGACUUCCAUGUUGCCUGUCAAUACCUCAAGCUCGAAGGUUUGGACUGCUCGCCACACUUCCUGAGGCACGGCGACGCGACAUACGUCUGCGUUGCAGGGUACCGCGCACUGCUGGAGGUGCGGAGGCGAGAAACGUGGAGGACGACUUCGCCAGUUCGGAGGUGCGACAAGGCCGGUCGGCUGGCGGUGGUCAGGCAGGCCCUCAGCAGCGCCCAGAGGAGGAGCUGCGAGAUCUGGGCGGCAGCCGCCCCGCAGCUCUUCGACAUCGCCCACGUGCUGCCCUCCGCGCCGGCCGCCUUGGCGAGCGGCGGGCGUUCCUGGAUCUCUUCUCAG